Leguminivora glycinivorella is the source of this 1379-nucleotide messenger RNA. RefSeq names its product lipase 1-like. The transcript has 8 exons. Gene Ontology annotation, molecular function: hydrolase activity, acting on ester bonds. The coding region runs from base 177 to 1379 and encodes 400 amino acids. The record is from RefSeq and is a predicted model, not a curated record. Lineage: Eukaryota; Metazoa; Arthropoda; Insecta; Lepidoptera; Tortricidae.
CCGCUUUGACUGGAGCGAUUAAAAAAAAUAUUUCGAACACUGGCCACUUACGAACAUUUUUGAAAUUGGAACACCAAACUGGCCGCUGAUGAACAAUUUCAACUUUUUAAAAUUUGAAAUACCUGCCUAUGAACAUUUUUUGAAUUUAGAAAAAGUUUGAAAGGACUUUAGUGAAAAUGUCAGUGGUAAAGUUAGGGUUGUUUUUGAUCGUGUGUAUGAAUUUGAUGUUAUGUGAAUCACAAAUGAUGAGGAAGGAGGCGAUGAUGACAGUGCCACAACUCAUAACGGCAGCCGGCUACCCAAACGAGAAGCACCGAGUGCGAACACCCGAUGGUUACAUCCUCCAAAUGCACAGAAUACCAACCGGGAGGAGGUCAGCGCGCCGGUCAGACUCGUCUAAAGGGAAGAGGGCUGUGCUCGUUGUCCAUGGACUUUUGGGGUGCAGCGGGGACUUUAUCAUCAUGGGACCUGAGAGGAGUCUUGGUUAUCUCUUAGCUGACGCAGGCUAUGACGUAUGGCUUGGAAACCUCAGAGGCAAUGUCUACACUUCGCAUCAGAAUCUGACAAGAAACAAUCCCGCGUUUUGGGAGUACAGCUUCCACGAGCACGGCAAAUACGACAUACCAGCCAUGAUAGACAAGAUCCUGAACAUCACCGGUCUUCCCAAAAUAAUGUACGUGGGCUACUCCAUGGGAACCACCAGCUUCUUCACAAUGAUGGCCCAACGGCCCGAGUACAACGAGAAAAUCAUCGCCAUGGUGGCUCUGGCGCCCGCCGUGUACCUGGACAACGUCAGGCCUUUCACGGACUUGUUCAUCAAGACUAUUAAUGUACCUGCUACCAUGCGGCAACGAGGCUUGAUAUCAGUGAAUCUACAACAGGAGCUCAUGAACACCAUCCUCGGGAACUUGUGUAACUCGCGGGACCCUCGCCAGGACCUGUGCCUGCAGAUUGUGUAUACUAUCGUUGGUGACGAUUACGAGCAGAACGAUCCAAUGAUGUCAAGCGUCAUUAUGGUCAGAAUGCAACCGGCCUCGUGGCGACAACUAGAACACUUUGCCAAAAUUGCUAUGUCAAGCGUCUUCACGUCAUGGGAGAACGGGCUGUACGGUGAAGUGAAGCCAUACGACCUGACCAACGUCAAAGUGCCUGUGACGCUCCUCUACGGUCUUAACGACCAGUUGACGGAGAAAAAUCAAAUACUGCGUCUAGCAACAGUCCUGAACAGCACAGGGAUGCUAGAAGAUUUCCGGCCCGGCUGCAACUGGCCAAAAUUCAACCAUCUCGACUUUGUGUUUGCUAAGGAUGUAGGCAAAUUGUUGAACAAGCCUUUGGUCAAACAUAUCAAUAAACUAUACGAGACGUACAGUGAAUCAUGA